CCAUAGGAACGCGAGGGACGGCGCAGCAGGAGAAAAAUAGGAGGAAAAGAGCGAGAGCAGGGGGGACAGACGCCAUCGAUAAACCUGCUGGCUUCAUCACGGCGAUUGGCCCGAGGGAGACGAUGAUGGCCUCCGAUCUCACCUUGCUUUUUCCUCCCAUUGCAUUAUUGCUUAUCCUCUCCUCGCCCGUCUCUCUCCCCUUGCGGCCGGUCGGCCUGUUCCUCUCGUCCUCUCAACAUACGCGAACAAUUCGCAUUGCAUCAUCGUCGACCGCCUUAUUCUCAUACCUACGUAUGUGUGGAUGGAUGUAUGUGUGUAUGUAUGUAUGCGGCGCCCGUCUUAGGUGCCCGUCUACGUCUGGAGGUGUGUGUGUGUAUGUGUGUGUGUUGUGUAUGUGGCCAGGCAAACUCUGCCCUUCUGCGCUUCUGAUAACCAUAUGGAUGGCCCUUGACACAAUAGAAGCGAUGGGCAGCCGGACAGGAUGGUCUAAGGCGAAUAAAUGAGCCAAGAUGUCGUCAUUCUUUGUGAAUAGCAGAACACUCGCUCGGCUUUUAUUUAUUUGCUCCUUUCAUUACGUCUGUCUUUUUCUUUCUCCUCCUCCUUUUCCUCCUUCUUCUCCCUCCAGCCUAUCCGAACGAAUGCCGCUAACAAUCCGGUGAGGCCAGCGAGGCUCUGAACCAGGUCAGGCCCGCGGCCAAAAAAA
Molecule: messenger RNA, 703 nt
Organism: Durotheca rogersii
Lineage: Eukaryota; Fungi; Ascomycota; Sordariomycetes; Xylariales; Xylariaceae
Exons: 2
Coding region: 123-503 (126 amino acids)
Source: RefSeq, a predicted model, not a curated record